This is a messenger RNA of Mastomys coucha (southern multimammate mouse), 1240 nucleotides long. RefSeq names its product translation initiation factor IF-2-like. The coding region runs from base 1 to 870 and encodes 289 amino acids. The transcript has 4 exons. NCBI's taxonomy places the organism in Eukaryota, Metazoa, Chordata, Mammalia, Rodentia, Muridae. The record is from RefSeq and is a predicted model, not a curated record.
AUGUCUAAGGAUCACAAUAGGAUUUUACUGCCGGCAGGCAUCGAGAUCCAUUCAAUAUUCUAUGUCCCAGGACAGGAAGACGCUCAACCUCCGAAGCUCCCAUCUAUUCCUGACGUCAGGUCCCGAGCGGUGCCGCCCCCAACCCCGCGUCCCGCGCGCCUUCGAGAACUUCUAGCCAGCGGGAACGCGCCCGGGAGUCCUGGCGACGCUAGGGCGGGGGUUGGGGGCGGCGGCCUCGGGAGGGACCCGGCGGGAGCGGGGGCGGUCCACUCGAGCCGGGCGCUGCGAGCUCACCCGCGGGCGGGAGGGCGCCACGCACGUCUCCGCGGCCGUCCCCGCGGGCGGGGACCGAGCCCGCCGCCGAGCCUCGGAGCAGCAGCGCGCCGAGCCCCGACUCUAUGGCCCGCGGGGAGCGCGCCGCCGCUGCGCCGCCCACCCGCAGCCGGAAUCCGAGCUCCAGCACCAGGCAGAGCUCAGCGGCGCGCGCCGCGGGCCGGGGCCCAGGGGCCGGGCCGCCCCGGGCGCGGGGCAUGGGAGCCCGGUAGCCGGGUGGCGCGAGAACCCCCCCGGCGGGCAGGACCCGCCGAGCGAAGACCGCCAAGCCCGGGGAGAGCCGGAGACAGCGAACCGCCCGCCCCCGGCCGCAGCCCCGCCAGGGCCCUCCCCCGGCGGCGCGCACCCGCGCGCGCACACACUUGCACACCUUUCCUCCGCUCCUGCCCAGCCUCGCCUGGCCCCCGCCGGAGCACCCCCGGGGGGCCGAUGCCAUGGGUAACAACUUCUCCAGUGUCUCCUCUCUGCAGCGAGGAAACCCGAGCCGCGCGUCGCGGGGCCACCCCCAGAACCUCAAAGGCACUGGCGUUCUGCUGAGCCACCACUGGACCCUUGGAUCCUCAGCCUUUGAUAGUAGCUGGUAUUCGAAGUCUCAGGCACUGAGAAGGUACUGGAAGGAAUGGCUCCUCUUCUCAAAGGGCAGAAAUGGCUGCAUGGACUUCGGGUGACAAAAUGCUGUUCCAGCUGGGACAGGACCUUCCGAGUUGGAGAUGUGCUUCGGCAGCAAGCAGUGGUGGGAACAAGUCCUGGACAUGGGCAUUCUGGCAAACUGCUUGGACAACAGUCCUUUUCUCAAGGUGGCUGAGUCGUCAGAAAAGGAUUUACUAGCUAUUCUGGAUAGCUAGGUCAAGUUAUCCUGGCCCCCAACAUGGUCCCUUAUUUAAAGGAAAAAUAAACAUUAAAGUAC